Molecule: messenger RNA, 8780 nt
Organism: Scylla paramamosain (green mud crab)
Lineage: Eukaryota; Metazoa; Arthropoda; Malacostraca; Decapoda; Portunidae
Exons: 10
Coding region: 607-2070 (487 amino acids)
Source: RefSeq, a predicted model, not a curated record
CCACAUACACACACACAUACACAUAGACGUCAAACUGUUCUGAGCAAAAUGAUAAGUUUUACCAUUUUUUUUUUUUGUAAUAUUAUCACUAAGGUCAUGCCAUAUCUCUCUCUCUCCACCCUGAUUUAAACUGAGAAAACAUGCUUUUACUAAGUUUGACGGGUGCUGUCUUCAUAUCAACGAGCUGUGUGUAUGUUUUGUCUAGUAAUAUUCUCGGUCUGGAAGUAUCUAGCUUCGUACGAUUUCAAGUUGGAAUAGACUGAUGUGAUAUGUUUCAAGAAGCCACCCAGAUUUGAAAGGUUGAUAUGAACUUUAGUCAGUCCUGCAGAAAAUACAAAAAAUAUAAAACAGGGAAGCACACCCCUUGGUAACACUUGCCCUGAUUGGCGAGUGUUGCAUGGCUCAAUUUUUUUUGCAAUGAACAUUUUUUUUUUUUAUGAAUUUACCAAAUAUUUUUUUUCUUAGUGAAUAUCUACAGUCCGCGUUGAUUCAAGUGCCGGAGUGAAGCUGAGUAGCUGCCAGAGAUAAUGGAUUAAUCAAUAGGGGCAUGAGAGUGCCAUGGGAGGAGCAGACCACCAGCAGUGAAUACCUCGGAGCACCAAUGACAUGAUUUACACAAGUGGCGGUCCGUUCCGAUUCCUGUGGCCGGUUGGGAGGCAGCAGAUGAGAGAGAAGGCCCGAAGAGCUGUGCUACUCCCUUCUGGGUCCAUGAAGGAAUGUCUGCGUGUGGCGGUGGCGGCAGUGGCAGCGCUGGGCAUUAUCUACCUGCUGUACCAGUACCUUGCCACACCACGAGCCUACACUGUGGUGCGUCCCCCUGUCCUGCACGUCCUGAGGGAGGAAUACAAUGUCUGGCCACCCUUCAUUGGCAGGCUGCCCCACACACAGGAGUGGUACACCAACGAAUGUUUUGAUGGCAGAACCUCAGAGGACCUGGUGGAAAUCUUUGGCAGCCUCAUUCCCACAUGGGCUGAGUCUCCCCACCCAGAGUGCCAAGAGGCAUACAGCAGGUUCCAGGAGCUGUAUGAGGUCCACCAGAGGGUAUCAGGGCCCCUGGAGAUGCCCAAUUCCUUCGCGGAGAAAGUGCAAGGCUGGCUGGGAGGAGACGAAAUGUUCCGGGAGAAGGUUGACAAACAGAUGAUCAUACACAUCUUCCACCCCCUCAUGUCGGAGCACACCGUCUACAACCCAGUAAGGGCGCAGCGUCCCAUGCCAGACACGGGCCAGAACAUCUUUGAGUGGGUGAGCGAGAGAGCAGCCAAGACGAAGGCAAGCUGUGACUUUUGCCGCUUCAACACACAGACAGCUGCUGAUAAGUUUGGCAGGCAUGAGACCAAAGAUACAGUGAGGAUCAGCAACACGUUCAAGAUGGAGGCUCAUCAUAGCAUGGUGGUGCCAAGCCACGUCCACCACCCCCUCCAUCUCCCCCGGGACCUGUUGGUGCAUCUGUUUGAGGAUGCAACACAGUGGUUCUUUGAUGUCGGCCAGCAGGAACCUCAUUUCAUCUACCCAAACCUUGCCUGGGACACACUCUUCCAUGCGGGUGCUUCCCAGAUCCACCCUCACAUCCACAUGAUGCUUGCCCCUGACCACUACUAUGGCAGCAUGGAGGGCCUCCGCACUGCCGCCCAGGUUUACUACCGCACCACAGGCAGGAACUACUUUUCCAGCCUCGUCACCAUACACGACACCCUGGGCCUGACAGUGGAGUACGGGGAUGCUGUAGCCUUGAGUAGCCUGGGUGGGAAGGGUGAUCUGGAGGUGGUGUUCCUGUGUGACUACCCAAGCAGAGACUUCUUCAGUCUGAUUUACUUCACUGUGCAGGCAUACCAUGACACCUUCAGUCAGCCAUGCAAAUCGCUGGCAGGGGCAUGGCCAGCACUGGGCACCAGCCGCAAUGCCUCAGUGGGCCGCCUUCCAGCCAUUGCCCGCAUGGUGUCCAGGGGUGACUGUGCUUCCCUCAGGGCAGACUUCAGUACUUUUGAGAUAUUCCAGGCUGUCUACAGGCCACACACGCCAUGGCAAGUUGCAGCAGCAAUAAGGAAAGCCAUAGAAAAGUAUGACAAAUAGCACAAAGGAAUGAGAGGAGGUAGCAGGAACAAAAGAGAGAAGAGGAGACAUGGCAUCCUUGUGCUCCUCUCUUCCAGCACUUUACUUGUACCAUACUUAAUGAGGUGGUGCUGGAGGUUGUAGGUAAGCCUGAAGGUAUUCUAAGUCCCUCCAUUGCCUUGCUGUGCCCUUUGUAUAAUUUUCUAUUAGCAUUGACACUCCUAAAAUUUUUGCAAGAUAAGACAUCCCUUUAUCUGUAUUUCUGGCAUCUUGGUCAGAUGAAAUAUGCAGACUUUCUUCAUGUUCAAGUGAAAAAAUACACACUACCUAACAUCAUUAUUUUCAUCUAUUAUUAUUUUUUAUUUAUUUUUUAUCAUUUGGCCAAAGCUUUAUCUAUUUAUUUUAUCAGUGGUAUUUAUCAUUGAAUUGACUGCAACUUUAAUUAUUGAAAUAAUUACUCUCAUGGUUUUUUGCAUUUGCAGUAUUUUAAGGACUGAAUGCCCUAUUUCCUGAAGGCUGUUGUUCUGGUUUCAGGGAUUUAAUGUUGAAAAUUUUUGAGAUUCAGUGAUCUGUAUUUAUGUCCAUGUAGGGCUUUCUUGAUUCCUCUCAUUCAUCUCCAUUUUCUACCCUGAAGUUGUUGGCCUGGCCACUGAUCUGCCUCCAUCUGUGUUGAGCCAAGGAAAUAUAUGCAUAGUUUGAAUAAGGUAGUGAUUAUGUAUGUAUAUAUUUGUCAGGUGUGUGUGUGUGUGUGUGUGCGUGUGCGUGUGCGUGUGCGUGUGUGUGUGUGCGUGUGCGUGGGUGCAUGCGUGCGUAUGUGCAUGCAUGCAUGCAUGCUUGCGUGUAUGAGAGAGAGUGAGAGAGAGAGAGAAUGGUUUAUUUCCAUAGCCCUCCCCUCCAACCACAACUUCGGUCCAGCCUGUAGAUGCAUUCAAGGCAUAAGCUGAUGUGGGAUUGAACUUGCAACAUUUAUGUUGCUGUCUGGUGCUACACUCAGCUUCAUUUACUUUACAACAAAGUUAAAGGGAGUAAGUAGCAUGUGAGUAAUGUGUAUAUGAUAUGGAAAGGGAAGGAGACAGGAGUAUUUGACAAACAGACUACUUAGUUUCAGUUAAACUUAUUUUUCUGUAAUUUCUGUAGGUUAGAGAAUUUACAGUUAAAUACUUUUAAGAUUCUUUGAUCCUGCCCCCACCCCCACCCCCCACCCCACACACACACACACACACACACACACACACACACACACACACACACACACACACACACACACACACACACACACACACACACACACACACACACACACACAUGAACAGACAUGCACAGCUAAGUAGAAAACAAAGCCAUCUUUCUUAGUCAUAUGAAUUGGGCUUUAAGGUUACUAAUAUAUUUUCAUCUUCAGUGUUAAUGUAUUAUUGCAUUUCAUGUAUACCAUGCCUUAUUUCCUCUUUAGGGUUUGGCAUAGACCAUUUCUGAUCUCUUGAAUUAAACACCCACAUGCACACUGGGACUGAGCCUUCUCCCCUGGUAGGUUACAAAGUUAUAACUAAGUCACAUACCACACCUGUUCAUUGGUGGGUGAUAAGGGACUGCAGCAUGAAAGGAGACAACAAACCUGACUUGUUUUUGUCCAACCUGGGAUUCAAACCUGGUACCUCAAUGGGCUGAGCAUACCAGGCCUCACACUAGGAAGGUGUUGAGAGAGAGAAAGAGACAGCCACUAAUCAUGUGGAGCAAUACACCAGACUUGUAGUGUUUAGGUCAAGAGAGGCUGUGCUAGGUUUAGAUGUGGUAGAGAAUAUAUACUUGAGAUAACAUACAUAAGUAUUCCAUUGUAAAUCAGUCCAACAAACUUCCUUGAGUUUGUUAAUGUCAUGUUUGGCUGUUGUUGGCUGCACAAAUCAUUAUUGUCCUUAUUUAUUUAUCUUUCUGAAAAUCAUGGUGGUUUAAUUUGUAUGUGGUUGUGAAGUGAAGCUUUAACAUGGAUUCAGGGACCGUACCUACAAAUAAUACUUAUCAGAAGAAAUUUUCAAAUCUUACACUUUAGUAUUGGUGGAAUGCUUAAGUCCUAUCUUCUUAAAUCCAAAACACUUACUCUACCUAAGUACACUUAGCGGACAACGAAGUUAGUGUUGUGGGUGUGGUGUCUCAGCUCGCUUUUCCAACAUCUAAAUAUUCACAAUCAAGAUGGAUGCACCACAACAAGGAGAGAGGAGAUGGAGGCCAAGGAUUUAUAGGCCUAGAAAAGACAUUUUAAAUGUGUAUGAAGACGUUGAACUUGUAAUAAGGUACAGUCAUGAGGGGAUGCCAUGAGGGGAUAUUGCUAGUGUGCAAUAUAGUGAGAGAUGCCAUUGCACCCAAGACCAACAGGAGCAAGGUAACAAGUGUGGAAAUGAAGGUGGCCACAACACUGCAGUAUUUGGCUGCCGGGAAAAUGCAACUCUGCAGAGGCGAUGACCUCGGCUUUUCCCAGUAAGCCGUUAGUCAAGUGAUAGGGCAGACUUUUGCUUUCUGCUUCUUUUCAUACCAGUAUCCAGCACUUAAGUUUUUCCAAGAGUACUUUGCUGAGCGAACAGCAUUUCUGAAAGUAGUACUUGAGUAUCCUGCUUAGCUAAUUGUUCCUGGGAUGAUAUUAAAGUGUAAGUGCAUCAAAAUACUAAGUAUUCUUUGUAGGUACAUCCCCAGAAUGUUAGGUUGUGAUUGACAACACUUGAUUUUUCAUUUGAACCAUUUUCCAGAAGAGUUUCACAAUUUCCUGUGGUUUGAAGUGAUCUCUGCUACAGAUCCUGAAUCUUUUGUGUGGCAGAACCUGUCUGGUUUUGUGACUGAAGCUGCACACAUUCAGAUUCCUUGCCUCAAAAGUGAUUAAAAGGAGUGAACAUGCUGGUGUUCAUUCCUGGCACUUAGAAGGCUGUGGCACAGUUAGCAGUGCCUGAUUCAUGGUGCCAUAUAGAUAUACAGCAGCUGACAUAUAGCACUGGCUUCACUCAGGUGUGUGUGGCAUGGGUGUGAGGCAUGAGUGGUUGUUGCUUCCUCCAUUACACCACUUGCAGUGUGCACCGGGGCUAAGUAGUAAUGUCUUCUUGAUAUGCUUCAUAAUAAGUAUGGAAUUAUUCAGUAAUGAACUGCAAUGAGUCAUUUAUUCUUAAUUAUGUGUUGUUAUUGUAAUAUAUUUUAUGAAUGCAUUGAAAUUAUUAUUAGAUAUUAUCUUGUAUUGAGUAUAUUGUUGGCUGUUGUUGAUUUUGUAGUUGCAUGAAAGAAUUUUGAUCAGAAGCAUCAGUAGUCUUCUGUAACUCCAUUAAAAUCAUGUAGUUGUAUUUUAUGUUCUUGAAAAUACACUCCAGCCUCUCAAUUUUUAGUUGCAGGGUGUGAACAUUUUCCCUUAUUUUGAGAAAAUGUUACUUACUUUCACUUACUGAAAUGUUCUUAUGUGCUGUGCAUUCUGAGAUUACAGUAAAGUUAUGUGUACACAGUCACAAUAGACAUUAUGAUUGGCAAAAUUUUUAGGUUUAAUGAUAAUCAUUUGGUCACUACAACAGCAUGAUGGUGUGACUCAUGUAUAGUACCCAUUAAAACUAAAAAUUCUGCCAAUUGUAACAGCCACCAUGGCAAUUAUUGUGAUUGUGUACAUGGCUUAAUGCACUGUUCCCUCCUGUCUACCUUUGGUAUUAGUUUAGCUUGAGUCCUGAUACUUGUCCUUCAUGUGUGUUUAUCAUUCCACAGACCAUCACACCCUCAGUCUUGUAUUUUGUUCACAAAUCAAGUACAGUAGUGUACACGACAAUGCAUGGUCAUUGUGACAUACAACUGCCAUAAAGCACUGAAAUUUUAAUGAAUAUUUAAUCAAUAACAAACCAAUACUGGCAUAACAAACUCACCACAUAAUGCUCAUGCAAGCAUUGCCAUUUUAAUAAAUAUUUAAUUGGAUUAAUGAACCAAAACUGGCAAGAUGAACUUGCCAUUCAUGCUGGCACUGAAAUUUUAAUAAAAAUUUAAUCAGAAUAACAAACUAAACUUGCAAGACAAACUCAGCAGCUGCGCAAGCUGCUGCUCACAUAUCCGCCACCUGUUCCUUCCUCCCUUUUUUUUCCUUCAUCUUGUCUUAAACCUCCCUUCCUGUCACCUCCCCUCCCUGUUACCUGUCAGAGAUAAGGGACUAGGGGGUGAUACCUCACCCCCUCUCACUCUCACUCUUGUAUGUGUAAUUCCAUUUUCAUUCUCAAUUAGUCUCAUUCUAUUUAGCAAACCUUAGGAUUGUUCUUACUUUCAGAGAGAGAGAGAGAGAGAGAGAGAGAGAGACCAAUGGAGGGAGGGAGGAUAGCAGAGAGAGGUGAAAUAGUUCUCCAGAAAAGGUCAAAAGGAGAAGGGAGAGAGAGAGAGAGAGAGAGAGAGAGAGGUGAAUUAGUUCUCCGGAAAAGGUCAAAAGGAGAAGGAAUAGAGAGAGAGAGAGAGAGAGAGAGAGAGAGAGAGAGAGAGAGAGAGAUGGCUCAGACUUAUGGGGGCUUACUGUAUGUCUAUACAUGACGCCGACGGUAGGUAAAUGUGACUGAUACUUGUCAAAGCAGCGCCAAACUCGGGGUGAUAAUGCAUGAAACUUGGGAUUGUAAGAAUUUAGGACUAGGUGUGAAACUUGGGAGGGUAUUGUAUAUAUUUGUUGUAUUAUCUCAAAUGCAGUAGUGCAAAUGUGCUUAUUUUAAGGUACUUUUUAAAAAAUUGUGGAAUUUUUUUAUAUUAUUUUCAGGUUCCCUGGAACCAAUGAAUUUAUUCACACAGAUUCUUCUGUUGCCACAACGUACAUUUGUCAUAACAAACGCUACAUUAGAACGAAUCAUGUUCAUUGUUGUGUACCUUACUGUAUUCUAUGAGAGGUUGUAGUGCAUGAGUUUCUUGUUGACCAUAUUUGUAUACAUAGUUUAACAAUAAGUAGUUCUGUUGUGACACAUUUGCCAGUGUGUGAUGUGCAAGCAUCCUAGCAAAAGGGGCAUCAGUAUGUUAUAAAACAGACCAAAGUUUUCACACCAGUUGCUUUAAUAAUGCUUACCUGUAGUGCACUGAUGAUCAUGUACAAACAGCAGCUCAUUAAAGCAGUUGUGCACACUAAAAGCCAUAGAUUUCCAUACCAUGAUUUAAUGAAACAUACACACACACACACACACACACACACACACUAAAAAUAUUGCUGGUGAACUAGAGCUAAGGAAGAUAGGAUGAACUCUUAAAUUAUUAAUAUUAGACAGCACUUUCAUGAUUGUCGUUUGAAAUUUGGCAAAUUAUGGAGAUGCAUGUCUAGAAAAUAAAUUGCCCAAAGACAGUUGUUGAAAUGAGGCUGUGUGAUCAUGUGUGAUCUCUUUGACAGUUUACCCGUGGAAAGAUCCCUUAAGAAUUUAAUUAAAGCAAAGUCAUUAUGCAAAAUAGCUUAAUAUUUCUAUUGUGUACUUUGAGCUUGAUGUUAUACGAUUUGUAUGCACAAAACUUAUGUAAUGAAACAUUUCUAUAGUACUUAUUAAAUGAUAUAUUUCUGAAUCAGUAUUGAAGUCAUUUCCAUUCUGAAUGAAUGGGUGUUGUUUUCCCUGAAGGAUGCAUGUAUAGUAUUGUAGUUCUGGGGGUGAACAAAUAUGUAGGGAAAUUUUUAUACAGCAUGUCCUGGGAGGAAAGGAUGUAAUGUUGGAAACUGAUUUUAUGUAAAAUUAAUUUGUAUGGAAAUUUUUUACCUUGUACUUUGUGAACACCUUGUGUGUGCCUGUACGUAUAUUUGAACAGACUACUGGGAGAGUGGUUAGUGUGCUCAUCUUACAACCGAGAGGACCAAACUUUGAACCCUGGCCUGGCAGAGAACAAUUUAGGCUGAAGUCCUUCACACUGUAGCGUCUGCUUAACUAGUACAGAAUAUAUAAUUUUGGAUAAUCCUUUUGACUGCACUCUUUGUAGACUGGCACCUUCAGUGUGAGUUGAGCUGCAACCUUGUUGUCUGGAAAGAGCAGGCAGCCAAUAAUCUGCCUUGUGUACAUGCAUUGGUCACGACUGGAUUUGCAUCCCAUAUCUCUCUUCUGUCAGAUGAACAGUGAUUAAAGAUGAAAGGAAGCCGUCCCAAAUUGUUUGCAACCCAGCCAUGGAGCUCUUGAAUGUGAGUGGAGCCCUUUAACCAUAACACCACCAGUCUGUUUAAUAUAUUCAUUUUAUUACACUUGGAAAUUGGAAUAAUUAUUUUUUGACAGCAUGAAGGUUUUGCUUGAGGGGUAACAAUAAUACCCAUGUGUGUACAUAGAGAUCAGGCCAGUGGUGCAGGUGACUUCAUAGGUGCUCCAGAUAAGGCCACAUUAUACAUGGCUGGCUCAGAUUUACUAUCUCUGUGAGCUGUAUUUACUUGUAUGUCAAGGCAAUUGAUGUUUUGUUAAGGCUACCAACUCUUGAAGACAGCUCUCAGCUUGGGAUAUAACUAGACAGCCAUGUGCAGCAGUGCCAUAUUAAAAGUGUUGAUUGUAUCUUGCAUCUUGCUCAGAUGGUGGUAGCUGUUGCAGGGUUGGUAACAAUAGUAGUAGUAGUAGAGGUGGUGGUGGUGACAGUGACGGGUAACAGAAGUAACUGCCUUUGAGGAUGAAAUAAUGCCAUUUCUCUAGAUUCAUUUAUGCUUCCUCAGUGAUCUUGCCUAGCCAGCUGGAAAAUAGACACUUGGACUGGUGUGUCCCAGGAAGCCUCCACUCCUGAAUGGCUACUCCCAUAAAUUUGUCUGCAAC